Haliotis rubra (blacklip abalone) is the source of this 684-nucleotide messenger RNA. RefSeq lists its product as uncharacterized. NCBI's taxonomy places the organism in Eukaryota, Metazoa, Mollusca, Gastropoda, Lepetellida, Haliotidae. The transcript has 6 exons. The coding region runs from base 1 to 684 and encodes 227 amino acids. The record is from RefSeq and is a predicted model, not a curated record.
AUGUUUGCCAGACUGGAUCCCGGCGUGUCCAACCUGAGGUUUGAGGACUUUACCCUGGAAGUCUGUCGAAAAAUGGGAAUCAACGCCAAAAACGUGUCCAAUGUAGAACUACGACAACUUGAGUUGAAGAACACAGGUUCCUACGUGUUCCACUGUGGAGGAGACUGUCGGUCCGUCACUGUGUCCAGGUGUGAAAUACACGAUGGAGAUGGAGGCAUUGAAAUAAUUGGCGGUGACCGUGUCAACCUCAUCAGCUCCAGUAACGUGGUUGAAGACAACCAUAUCUGGAGGUACAGUCGGGAGGGAGCGGUUGGACAGAACGCAGUGCACAUUGAUGGUGUCAACAACCUCAUACGCUACAACCACAUCCACGACGGACAAUAUGCUGCCAUCAGGUUCGACGGUAACGACCACGUGAUGGAGUAUAAUCACGUCCACCACAACUGCCUCAAUGCCAGCGACUGUGGUGCUCUCCAUGCUACAAGGAGUUGGUUCUUUCGAGGCAACAUGAUCCGAUAUAACCACAUCCACGAUACCAUCAAGCUAAUGCCAGGGUCAGGUGUCAGGGGCGUCAUGCUGGACGACGAGUACUCCAGCGUCACCAUUGAACACAACGUCUUCUACCACAUAAGGGUUGCCGUCGGGAGGUUCUUCAAAGAGGAACGAAAGCCUGUCUACAGAUGA